UUCUUGCUAAAGCAUAUACUUCACUCAUCAGUGAUCAGCUAAAUCAUCUUGAUGAUCUUGAAGCACCGACGCAAAUGUUUUAUGUUUAAUGUACUUCUAAUGAGAAGAUUUUUGAACUUUCUUUUUUGCAAAUAUUUUCUUUUGAGUUUACCCAGCAAUUCCUAGAGGAAAAUGGGAAUCAUCUUAAUUUUCUAUAAGAUUUUAUAUUAUUUGUUUCAAGAUUUUCUUCGCUAUGUUUAAGUGACGUAAAAAGAGCCUCAGAAUGAAUACACUCCUUAAUCCAUUCAAUAAAAUGUUCUUUCUUUAUAUUUUCUUUUUUUUUUUGGAAAAUAUUUCCAUAAAUAAAUCAUUGAAAAGUUGCAUUUAAUGGAUCUUACAUAUAUGGGAAUUUGCUGGGAAUUUCCCUUGUGAUUUAAUAUAUUAUAAUUUAUUCUCCCAAAUGGUGGUACUCGAGUCAGAGAUAUGUAAUGUAUAUGAUGUUUGCAUUGAAAUAACAAUUGAAGUGUGAAUUGAAUAUUGCUAAAUGUAACAUGUGUCGAAAUUGAAAAUAUAGUUUAAAAGCGUCAAAAUGUUAUCUGAAGAAUGUGCCUUUUUAUAGAUCACAAAGCCUGUCACAGCAGAGAGUCGUAUAUUGACGAGAUGUUAGAAAUACACUUUACGUAUGCAAGUUGUACACACUGAAAGGCCAUUCCGUUGUCCAGUUUCAUUGAAAAUUUAUUCAUUGUAAUAUAAUUUUUAAUGCUUGCUGGAAAGAAAGGGAGUGAGAAGAAAUCUCUGUUGAAAAAGAAAGCUGCCCUUAUGAUUCCCUGUGUGAGUCUAACGGAAACCAGCGUUCUUGGCAACAUGAAGGAACGCGUGAAGGAGAUGCGAGUUUUUGGAUGUCGCCUCAACUUUUGGCAAAGCAUGGCGCCAAGUUUAACAAAUAAAGGCACCGGAAAUUCUCCCGCCCAAAAUUCCACACGGAGCUCAAGUCCAAACUCCACGUCCAACGGGCAAUUUAUUCCUCAGCAGCAAACAGUAAACGGAUCGGGGAGUUUGGGUAGUUUAACGCCCACUUCAUCGUCUCAGCAACAGCAAUCAUCCGUGUCGACAUUCAAGAGCGGAGGAGCUACCUCUACGAACGGGACACCAUCACUGGGCGGAGUGGUGCCUGGUGCAGUGAUUGGAGCCAGUAGUGUUGUGAUUGAGUCCACAAUGCCAGGCGGAACUGCCACUCCAGGGACGCCAAAUUCAAAGGCGAAGGAUACAUCGUCGAGAGUUAAAAUUGUUGUGGCACUUUAUCCAUUUAAGGCAAUCGAAGGAGGAGAUUUAUCACUUGAAAAGAAUGCCGAAUACGAAGUCAUUGAUGAUUCCCAGGAGCAUUGGUGGAAAGUGAAGAAUCAACAUGGACAGAUCGGAUACAUACCCAGUAAUUAUGUUAAAGCAAAGGAAUUGCUUGGCCUGGAGAAAUAUGAUUGGUAUGUGGGUGAUAUGUCGCGACAGAGGGCAGAGUCAUUGUUAAAACAAGGAGACAAAGAAGGUUGCUUCGUGGUGAGAAAGUCUUCCACAAAAGGCCUGUAUACUCUAUCUCUUCAUACCAAAGUACCACAAUCCCAUGUGAAACAUUACCAUAUAAAGCAAAAUGCACGAAUGGAGUAUUAUUUGUCGGAGAAGCAUUGCUGUGAAUCAAUUCCUGAUCUAAUCAACUACCAUCGUCACAAUUCCGGUGGAUUGGCGUGUCGCCUGAAAUGUUCACCAUGUGACCGACCUAUUCCCACCACGGCGGGCCUCUCGCACGACAAAUGGGAGAUUCAUCCGUCGGAAUUGAUGCUACUUGAGGAGCUGGGUUCUGGGCAAUUUGGUGUCGUGCGCCGCGGUAAAUGGCGUGGAUCAAUUGACACGGCCGUGAAAAUGAUGAAAGUGGGAACAAUGUCCGAGGAUGAUUUCAUUGAGGAAGCUAAAGUGAUGACGAAACUACAAAAUCAAAAUCUCGUGCAAUUGUAUGGUGUCUGCUCAAAGCAUCGUCCCAUUUACAUUGUGACUGAAUACAUGAAGCAUGGAUCGCUGCUAAACUACCUGAGGCGACACGAGCAAUCGCUGAUUGGGAACAUGGGACUUUUGCUGGACAUGUGUAUCCAGGUGUGCAAAGGAAUGGCGUAUUUGGAGCGACACAACUAUAUCCAUCGUGAUUUAGCGGCGCGCAAUUGUCUGGUUGGGAGUGAAAAUGUGGUCAAAGUGGCAGACUUUGGCCUGGCACGAUACGUUCUCGAUGAUCAGUACACGAGUUCCGGGGGCACAAAGUUUCCCAUCAAAUGGGCACCACCUGAAGUCCUCAACUACACGCGUUUCUCAUCAAAAAGCGAUGUUUGGGCUUAUGGGGUUCUCAUGUGGGAAGUGUUCACCUGUGGCAAAAUGCCGUAUGGCCGUCUCAAAAAUACCGAAGUUGUCGAACGUGUACAACGUGGCAUAAUCCUUGAGCGACCAAAAGCAUGUGCAAAGGAAAUUUAUGAUAUAAUGAAGAAAUGCUGGGCACAUAGUCCGGAAGAUAGGCCAUCAUUUAGAGUGCUAAAGGAACAACUAGUACUUGUAGCACAAGGACUCACAGACUAAAUAAUUUAUGCGAUAUUCCUCUACCUUCCACACUAUAUAUGCGUUACAUAACAUAAGGAAGGGGGAGGAACACAAUUUAAUAAAUAAAAAAAAACUUGAUAUAAAACUCUAAUCGACUCUAUUGCAUUUUAAUAAAAAUUAUAUUAAAAUACGAUUUAUUAAAUAGGACGCUGAGAAUGUCUUAAGUGAAAGAAAAUGACACAUUACUGAUCUCCAUUAUAAAUUAGAGAAAAAAUGAGAAGGAAAAUUAAUGUUACGAAGACAUUUUUGGGAACUUUUAGAAUGAUUGAGAAAAUUGCCAGAAGGAUAUUAGCGCUGAAAAUUGAUUCCUGGCAUUAUUCGCUUAUUGGAUCCUUUUAGCUGUGAUUCUUUCGAUUUAACUUUUAAUUAUCUUUAACAAGCCGGUUUUUUUUUAAAUAGUUUUCUUUAUCUUCUCAAUUAUUUCUAAAAUUCAAGGAUAGGGCUUAAAAGUUUAAGCAAUGAGUACAAAUUGUAAGCUAUUCAGCAACAAAACUUAUUCUGUCAGCAAAUAAUUUCUUUUCAAUGCAACGAUUAUUUUAUUCUGUCAUAUCAAGCAUUAAGUUUUGUCAGCAAAAUACUCUAUUUGGUUUUUAAAAAAACUUAUUCUGUUUGUAAACAUUUAUAUUCUGUCAGCACGAUCUUAUAUUCUAUCAGCAAAUAAUUCUUGUUUGUCUAUUACAGGAAAUUAUUCUAUUCUGUCAGAAACUAGCUCCAUUUUGUAUUAAAAAAAUAUUCUGCCACUAAAUCUUAUUAUGUUAGCAAAAAACUUUAUUCUGUCAGCACAAUCUUUUAUUCUGUAAGCAAAUAAUUUUAAAAUUCUCCUUCAGGUAGUCAGAAAAUAAUUCUAUUUCGUCAGUAAAUAAGUCUAUAAAUAAGUGCUAUAGUCAGCACUUAUUUCGCUGAUAAAAUUAUUUUAAGGCAAAAAAAUUGCUGACAAACUGAAAUUAUAGAAAAAAGGAUCCAAAAAAUUAAAUAAAAGUUUCCAAAAUGUUAAUUAUAAUAUUAUCGACGAUAAAAAAAAUUAAAAGAAAAAAACAUUGUAAUCUAUAAUGUUCGAUAUCUUUGAGGUAUAAAAAUAAAAGAACUAAAUUGUUUAAAAUGCUAAAAAUUAAUGAAAAUGAAAGACAAAUUAUACCGCGAAUGUAUUCGAAAAGCGAGAAACUAAUCAAAAUAUUAUAAAUGCCAUUAUUUUGGAGAAUGAAAAAAAAUCUUUAAGGAUAAAAUUUAAUUACGAAUGUGUAUUGAAAAAACGAUUUUUUUGGAGGAAUUCAACACAAAAUGUUGCCUCCACGACUAUGCAAAUAACAUAGUAGGAUAUUAUAGGACAUCUUAUAAUUUUUUAUUUACUAUUUUACAUUGAAACAUUGUGUUGCAUUCUUUUGUGCAUUGUAAAGCCGAAUUGUAGGGAAUAUAAAUUUAAUUUGCAAAUGAGACAAAUUUUAAAUGUAAUAGUUGCAUCUUUGUCCUGAAUUUCUUAUAGAUGAAAUGAUUAUAUUUUUUAUUUAGCUAGGCGAAAACCCAAAAAGCAUGUUAGAAAGCUCUUAAAAAUAAAGUGAAAUAAAAUGAAAAAAAUAUGCACAAUAAUACGAAGGAUCUUAUAAUGCUGAAAGUAUGAUAAACUUAUCUAUUUAGAAGGCAGGAAAAAAAACAUAAUAUUCUUAUUCUCGCAAUUUUCCAAUGGCUGCAAAGCAAUGACCAUUUUUUAAAUUAAAAAAAGUAAAAGAAAAUGUUUCUAAAAAGACGAUGUGGAGGGAAAAUAAUGACAUGAAUUGCAUAGACUUAUAUUAAAGAAAAAUGAAAAUAAAUAAUAAAUAAAUGAAGCAGGAAUUCUUUAAAAAAAAAAACAUAAUUUAACAGACUUUUCAUGAGAUAUUGUGAAGGAAUAAAAACUUUUGAAGAAAAUGACAAACGGGCGAGAAAAUGUAAAAUGAAACCAUCAAAUAUGUGUGAUUUUCGAAAUAUUUUAUCAAUAGGCAAUUCUACUUAUAAACAUAGUCAUUUAUACAUUUUACACACUAAGCGAUAUAUUUGAAAUAUCCAUUUUAUUUGACAAGAAUAUUGAUGUGCUAAAAAAAAUUUAUAUACAAAUUCCCCGUAAAUUCCAUAUCAAAGUAAUAUUUAAUAAAAAAAAAAGAAUGAAAAAAAAACGUUAAAAAAGACAAGAAGCGUAACUCGAACCGUCUUGCAUUAUUUACAAAGGAAAAUACCAUAAUUUAAUGCAUUAAAAAAUACAAUUUUAAUGGCAAAAGACAUUUUUAAUAUUUAUGAUAGAAAACAAAAUUAUUCGUUCCAAAAAAAAACAUUCUUCCAUUCAAAAUAGAAAGAAAAAACUUCCACAGAAGAAAAAGACAUUUUACUUCCAAUAAAAAAAAAACAUUUCCAAUCUCUAUUGAACCGCUAUUAAUUAAUAAAAAUCAGAAAUUUGUGAAGCAGGAAUUAAGAAAAUAAAAUAUUCACAAUAUAAUGAGCGAAGCACAAAAAUUUUUGAUACAAAACAGUGUUUUUUCGUAAAAUAGCGCGAGAGUUUUUCAAAUAAAAAAAGAUGAAAAAAGAACGAAAGAAGUAAAAUUUAUAAGCAUUUUCUACGCAAGAACGAUGAUGUAACAAUUUAACUACUCUUAUACUUAAAUGUAUUAGGUAUAUUAUACAUAACAGAAGGAAUAUCAUCAUUAAAAGUAAAUGUAAAAGAAA
This is a messenger RNA of Lutzomyia longipalpis, 5301 nucleotides long. RefSeq names its product tyrosine-protein kinase Btk29A (gene Btk29A). The transcript has 12 exons. The coding region runs from base 739 to 2589 and encodes 616 amino acids. The record is from RefSeq and is a predicted model, not a curated record. Gene Ontology annotation, biological process: intracellular signal transduction; peptidyl-tyrosine autophosphorylation. Gene Ontology annotation, molecular function: non-membrane spanning protein tyrosine kinase activity; protein binding; ATP binding. Lineage: Eukaryota; Metazoa; Arthropoda; Insecta; Diptera; Psychodidae.